CAAAAGCUAGAGGGCCAAGCUAGAGGCUCUGAACCGGCCAAGCCGUGGCCACGCUGCCACAGGAAUCGCCCACGGACUCCACCGAACACCAACCAAAGCUCAAAGUCCAAAAAAGCCAGCGCUACGGCCGUGCAAAAAAAUACCACUGAGAGAGCACAGCUGCCAAAACAAACAAAGCGCGUCAUCCGCUGUAUUGGCAUACGCCGGCGUGUACUGCGCCUCUGCGGCCUACCGACGCUGUACCAGCAACGCCGCACGAACGCCGGUCUACGCGGCAGCACACCGCAAUCGUGGGCGGCACAAGCUCUCCCAAACAAAAAAAAAAGAAUGUACCCCGACGAACAAGCCGCAACCCUAGCCGCCGGCAAAGCCAUAACAAAAACCCACACGACCGGGAACUGGACGAUAAAAACAAAACGCGCCCCCAUCCUGAGCGUCGCGAAGCGGAGCCUCGCCGCCGACAGCCAGGUGGCCUGGAAGCGCGAGCUCGGCCUCGGCCGCGCGACAAACCAGGAGCUGCCGGAGGCGCUCUACGGGCGGAACCUGCUCGCGCUGCGCCACGACGCGUCGGGCGUGCGCCUCGCGUUCGACACGCGCGAGGCGCUCCGGAGCUGGGCGCUCCUCGACGCGGAGCCGAUCCCGCACCGGUCCUUGGCGGCGUCCUUCCGCUCGACGGCGUAAAACGCGGUCGCGCAGGUCCGCGGCGCCGAGCACCUGGGACUGGACGUUCACGACGCCGUUCGCGUCCGCGUAGCAAUCAGACUUUGCAUAGAUGGCGCGGCGAUGGCGUGCCGGUAGACGGUAACGUACAAACGCACAGGUACCGCGGCGCCACGGCCGUCGCCGCCAUCGACGCGCCGCACAGCCGCCCCGGCGACUCGAUCUUCCGCGUGCCCAAGGGCUGGCUGCCCGACUGCGGCUUCGGCGACGACGCGCCGCGAGUCCGGCGGCCGACGUGCCGCUGCGUCUACGGGAGGCCGCCGCUCCUCGCGUCCGCCGCGGAUCAGGACGACGACGAGACCGACGACGGCCUUUGCGCGCCGCCGCCGCCGCAAUGGAAACCAACAAAAGAGACCCUCGACCUCGAGGCCCUCAUCGCCGCCGACGGCCGCGCGCCGCGCUUCGAGGAGUCCGUGGAUUUGUGGCGCGACGACCUCGACCCGCACUCGUUCGGCUUCUUCCGCGUCCGCGUGCGCGCGCACGAGCGGUUCUGGGUUGCCUACUCGCGCUUCUUCAUCCGCGUCAACGGCGUCCGCGCGCGCGUCAUCGACGCGCGGUUCGCCGGCUUCGGCGACCGCGUGCUCCGCGAGCGGUCCUGGCGCGAGGGCGACUGGACGGCCGUCGCGGGCGCGGGCGCGCCGCCCUGCGUGGACCUCGGUGGCGCGGGCGACCGCCACUGCGCGCGCGCGUUGCCCCUCGUAAAGCGCGAGACGGACGAGCUGCGCCUGCCCGCGACGCUCCUGCGGCGCGUAUCUGUGCCGCCGGCCGCGGUCGCGUGGUCCCGCGGGCGAGGCGCGACGCUCGUGGCCGCAACGGCGCGCGUCGCGGUCCUCGUCGACGACGCGUCGAUCGCCGCCGUCGACCCAACAACGGGCGCCGACCGCUGGACGCGCUGCUGCAAAGCCGCGGCGACGGCUGUGGCCGCGAGCGACGAGUACGUGGCGGUCGGCUUCGACGACGGCCGCGUCGAGGUCUUGGCAGCGGCCGACGGCGCGCUCGCGGCGACGGUUGAACUGGGAGACGGGUCGUUGGACCGGGCCGUCCGCGGCGUCGCCUUCGCGAAGUCCGACGUCGUCGCCGCGACGACGCCGCGAUGCGUCGUGCUGUUCGCGGCGGGGACGGGCGCCGUCGUCAAACGGCUGGCGCUGGACCGGCCCGCGACGGCCCUCGCCGCGGCCGACGGCGUCGCCGUCGUCGGCGCGGCCGCCGGCAGCGACGCGCUGCUCGUCGUCGACGCCACGACCGCGAAGCUCGCGUCUCCGGCCGCGGUGUGCGCGCUCGCGCUUCGCAAAGGUCGCUACGCGGCGGGCUGUCUCGACGGGGCCGUCCGAAUAUAUGGAGGCGGCGACGUCACGACCUGGGCGGGCUUCCAGGCGCCGGUGCGCGUCGUCGCAUUUUCGGGAGGCGGCUGGUUGCUCGCGGCGGGCGGGCGCGCGCUCGCGUGCGUCGCGCCGGGCCUCGACCGCGGCGAGGCGCCGGUGCUUGGCGUCGCGCCGCGGCGGCCGCGCUGGGCGCACGCGGCCUGGCGGCCCGGCCCGCGCCCCAUCCUGGCGGCUGCGGCCGUCGACGGCCGCGUCUUCGUCUUCGACGCGGCGCGCGCCGACGACGCCGUC
Messenger RNA from Pelagomonas calceolata, 2333 nucleotides. Lineage: Eukaryota; Pelagophyceae; Pelagomonadales; Pelagomonadaceae. The record is from the annotation of a GenBank genome assembly.